Messenger RNA from Engraulis encrasicolus (European anchovy), 6044 nucleotides. It is a transcript of the gene f8, whose product is annotated as coagulation factor VIII, procoagulant component. The transcript is spliced from 25 exons. Lineage: Eukaryota; Metazoa; Chordata; Actinopteri; Clupeiformes; Engraulidae. Gene Ontology annotation, cellular component: plasma membrane. The record is from RefSeq and is a predicted model, not a curated record. Bases 139 to 5220 code for a protein of 1693 amino acids. Gene Ontology annotation, molecular function: copper ion binding; oxidoreductase activity; signaling receptor activity.
UAGCCACCGUGACCUCCUGCUCAGAGCAGACAGGGCUGAAGAGUCUGAAGAGACUGAUCAAGGAGCCCAGAAGAAGAAAAACAAAGGAAACAGAGGGAGUAUAUUAAGAAGAAAGAGGAGAAGAAGAAGAAGAGGAAUAUGAAGAUGCUGCUGUUGUGGGCUCUACUCCUCCUGGAGCCGUGCGGGGCCCAAAGCAAGACCUGGGAGUACUCCAUCGCUGCUGUGGAGGAGACCUGGAGCUACCUGCACUCAGACGCAGCCUCAGCACAAAGACCUGAUGUCCCGAAAUAUACCAAGGCCGUUUACAGAGAGUUUACAGACUCCACCUUUAAAACACAGAAAUCAAAACCUCCAUGGUCAGGUAUCCAAGGUCCCACAAUCCGUGCCCAGGUGAAUGAUAAAGUUGUGAUCCAUUUCAAAAACUUUGCGUCACAAAACUUCAGUAUUUCCCCAAUCGGUAUUCCAUACUGGAAGCAAUCCGAAGGUGCGGGCUAUGAUGACUCCUCGGCCAGUCAGGAGCAGGGCGACGACGCCGUGCCCCCAGGCGCCUACUACAAGUACGUGUGGGACAUCAACAUCAUGAGCGGCCCCACCGCCACCGACCCCAACUGCCUCACCUACUCCUACUCCUCCCGCGUGGACAUCGUCCGGGACUACAACUCGGGACUCAUCGGCCCCCUACUCAUCUGCAAAGCAGGCGUUCUGACAGAUAAAGGAGAACAACAUGUUCCUGAGUUCAUCUUGCUGUUUGCCAUCUUUGAUGAGAACAAAAGCUGGUAUAGAAACCUGGAGAGGUCCAUUGACAAAUUCCGAAGGCCUGAUAUCACCAGAGAAUACCACACCAUCAAUGGAUAUUACAACUCAACUUUACCUGGUCUGAAUCUGUGUCAGGGUUAUAGCGAUGUAUACUGGCACCUGAUUGGUCUGGGGACCUCGCCGGAGAUCCACUCCAUCCAGUUCCAGGAGCACUCCCUGCAGGUGAUGAACCACAGGAAGGUUGCCCUGGAGAUGGCCCCCAUGACCUUCACCACGGCCCUCAUGAAGCCACCGGAGGAGGGGACCUUUCAGAUCUCAUGCCGCAUCCACUCCCAUAGACAAGCGGGCAUGAGUGCCAACUUCACCAUAAAGAACUGUGCAGCGCCUAUCACGCCAGAACAGCGAAACGUCAAGGGUGAGGAGGUGAAGGUUGAUGAUGACUUUGAUUCCUUCCUGGGGAACAUCGUGUUCCAGGGAGGGGACAUGGCGUCCGUCCUGAGGUCUGCCAACAGGGGCAGGGGGUCCACACACUGGGUCCACUACAUCGCUGCAGAGGAGGUCACCUGGGACUACGCCCCGAGCCUGGAGCAGGGGGACAGUCUCCUUGAUUCUGAGAGCUUGAGAAGGGGUGAGCAGCGCUUGGGGAAGGAAUACAAGAAGGUCAUGUUUGUGGAGUACAAGGACAAGAGUUUCACCCAGAAGAAGAGCACCGAUGACCACGGCAACAGGAGACUGAUGGGACCGGUACUCACCGCAGAAGUUGGAGACAAAUUUCAAAUUGUUUUCAGGAAUCUGGCUAGCCGGCCAUACAAUAUCUAUCCAAGUGGCUUGACGAACAUUCGACCACUACAUGGCCAAGCAUCUCACAAGGACAUGAGCACUCUUGCAAUAAAUCCUGGUGAGACGUAUACCUACCUCUGGAAGGUGACGGAAGAGGACGGACCCACGACUGACGACCCGAGAUGUCUCACACGCCUGUACCAGAGCACACUGGACUCCGAGAGAGACCUGGCCUCUGGACUGGUGGGGCCUGUCAUCAUCUGCAAGAAAGGAUCGCUGGACAGGUCAGGAAGAGUGGUAACUUCAGACAAAGAGAAACAUUUAAUGUUUGCUGUGUUUGAUGAAAACAAAAGCUGGUACCUGGAUGAAAACAUUAAAAAGUACAGUGAAGACCCAUCGUCCAUCAACGUGUUUGAUUCAGGGUUUUAUGACUCCAACGUUAUGCACACUGUCAACGGCCUGAUGCACAGCAACCUCCACUUCAGGACGUGCCUGACCGAGGUGACCUUCUGGCAUCUGGCCAACGUGGGGACACAGGGCAACUUCCUGUCCGUUUACUUCACAGGAAACCCCUUUGAGAGAGAGAAGGUUUAUGAUACCGUCCUCACACUCUUCCCCAUGAGCGGAGAAACCGUUGCAGCAGAGAUGGAGACACUUGGUGAGUGGGAGAUCAGCGCAUUUGACCCCAACCUGAAAAACAAAGGGAUGAGCGCCAAAUAUUCUGUGUACUCCUGCGCCAAGAACAUGCACAGUCUGGUGGACGAGGAGAUUGACUACGACCUUGAGGACUACUUUGACGCCCCCAUGAUGGCGAGAGGGGCCCGUGGAAGCCAAGGGAACAAGACCAUGACCAUUCAGAUCUGCAAGAAGCUGCCAGCAAAUGACACAGAGCAGGACAACGCCGUGGAAGGAAAGCCACGCAAGAGGAAAGUGGUGUGCGAGCUGAAGUAUGUCAACGUGGGCGACGAGGAGGACAAUGACAUCCUCUCUAAUGGGGGGAUACCUGAAGAUAUUCUGGACGAGCUGGACAGAGAGCUGAAUGAAGACCAAGCGAAGAGACAGAAAAGAGCAGUAAUAGUGGAAAGUAACGAUGGGGAAACAUCUACUGGCUAUGGAGAAACAUCUGGAUACAAAAUCCUUGAUGUCAAUGGUGAAGUUUUUGAUGAUUUUCCAGACUAUGUUGUCGAUGUGGUGAGUUUGGACAAAGCUCCAAAACCGGUGGAAGAGAAGGUCACCAAGGUAGAUGUUGAAAAAGUUUCUUUGGAGAAGAACAAAACUUUGAAUGACUUCUUCGGAAGAAUCCUCCAGAGAUUGUCCCAAGAUGAUUCAAAGGACUCCUCUCAGACAGUGAAUGAGACGGGGGCAGACGCUGACAAUAGCAUGGAGGAUGACUUUGAGAGACAGAACAUGAGCAAACUAGAAAGACGGCAAGCACUUGACCUUUUGAAGCAUACAGCCGAAAAUAGAUUAAAUGAUCUGCACAGUCAGAAUGACAUACUCACAGGGCCAGCCAUGUUUGAAGAUAAUGCUUUGAAUUUCACCAAGUCUGUCAACUCCAGCAUCCUGGAAGAUCUGUCCAACUCCACAGACAAUGCAACUGACUCAAAACCGGCGUUUUCAUUUGAAUAUGAUGACUACAGCAAUGACAAUGUCUCCAUGAAUGAUAUUCCUUACGAGGGGGAUCUGGAUGCAAGAGGCAGUAAAGUAAACUUCCGCACAUAUUACAUCGCAGCAGAGGAGAUCAUGUGGGACUACGGAGUCACAAAACCACAUCAGCUGAUUAAACCAAGAGAAAUGCGUAGAGGAUACAGGAAGUACUUCCCAGCGUAUAAGAAAGCGGUGUACCGGGCCUAUCAGGGCCGAGACUUCAAGGAGCCUGUCAAACCAGGGGAGUUCGACGAACAUCUUGGAUUAAUGGGCCCAGUGCUGAAAGCAGAAAUCAAUGAUGUGCUAACAGUGGUCUUUCGAAAUAAGGCCUCCAGACCUUACUCCCUGCACCUCCACGGCAUAUACGACAAAACACAGGGACAGAUGGCCCCCAGCGGUCUCCCUGGGCAGAACUUCAGGCCCGAGGAGGCUCCUGGGGAGCCCGUGCCGCCCGGAGAGGAGAGGGUCUACAACUGGAGGGUCUCCAAGCGCCAGGGGCCGUCCUCUAAUGACUUCGACUGCAAGGCCGGAGCCUAUUAUUCCACCGUUGACAUGGAGAAGGACCUGAACUCUGGGCUGAUUGGCCCCAUGCUAAUCUGCAAGCCAGGAACCCUGAGGCACGACACGCUCAUGCAGCUAGAUGUGCAGGACCUCUUCCUCCUCUUCACCGUCUUCGACGAGAAGAAGAGCUGGUACAUGGAGGACAACAUCCGGCAGUUCUGCGCUCCACCUUGCAGAGCCAACAAGGAGGAGCCCUGGUUCCAGAUGAGCAACAAGUUUUCAGCCAUCAAUGGUUACGUGGCUGAGACUCUGCCUGGCUUGGCCAUUGAGCAGUAUAAGCGGGCCCGCUGGCACCUGCUGAACAUGGGGAGUGGGGGAGAGUUCCAUGCUGUCCACUUCCACGGUCUCCCCUUCAGUAUCAACAAUGGUGAGGAGCAUAGGAAGGGAGUGUUCAACCUCUACCCUGGUGUGUUUGGGACUAUUGAGAUGAAGCCCCGCAUGUUGGGGACCUGGAUGGUGGAGUGCACCAUAGGAGAGCACCAGCUGUCUGGCAUGAGGGCCAGGCUACUCGUCUACAACUCCAGAUGUAUCCAACCAUUGGGAAUACAAUCAGGAAUGAUUUCCGAUGAACAAAUCACAGCUUCCGAUCAUUACGGUGACUGGGAACCCAGUUUGGCCAGGUUACAGCUUUCUGGCUCAGUCAAUGCCUGGUCUGGCUACAACAAAACAUCAUGGCUCCAGGUGGACCUGCAGAGGCCGAUGCUGAUCCACGGCAUCCAGACCCAGGGGGCCAGCACCAACAUGGGCCUCACAGAGACCUUCACCAUGUACUUCAGCAUCUCCUACAGCAGGGACAACGAGCACUGGACCGUCUAUCGAGGAAACAGCACCGAGCCUGCAAAGGUUUUCAAAGGCAACAUGGAUUCCUCCAGCGUCAAGGAAAAUCUACUGUCCCCUCCCAUCAUGGGCCAGUACAUCAGACUGAACCCCUUACAGUUCAAGGGUCGCCCCACGUUCCGUAUGGAGCUGCUAGGAUGCGACUUAAACAGCUGCUGGAUGCCCCUUGGCAUGAAGAAGAGGAUCAUCCCUAACGGCAGCAUCACGGCCUCCUCCUACUACACCAAGUGGAUGCUCUCCUGGCCCCCCGCUCUGGCCCGCCUGCAUCAGGAGGGCCGCGCCAACGCAUGGAGACCCAAGACUAGCAACCCUCAUGAGUGGAUCCAGGUGGACUUCCAGGAGCUGAAGAGGGUGACGGGCAUCAUCACCCAGGGUGCUCGCUCCAUGCUCCAGCAGAUGAUGGUCACAGAGUUUGUGGUGGCCACCAGCGACAACAACCACAGCUGGACCACGGUGACGGACCCCAGCACCCAGAGGGAGAAGAUCUUUGAAGGGAACAUGGAAUAUGACGAAGAGAAGCUCAACCUCUUUGAUCCUCCCCUGUUUGCCCGCUACAUCCGCAUCUAUCCCAGGGGCUGGUUUAACGCCGUCGCCCUGCGGAUGGAGUUUCUCGGGUGUGAAACGCAGCAGAGACUCUGAUCGCAAUCUGAGCGGGAAAGCCUUACACGUUAAAUGUGACAGUGUUAUUUCAACACUUCAGACUGUAGGAUCGACGAGAGGAGUGGUCUGUUAGACUCUCUAAGUGUUGAAUUAACACUGAAACAUGUACCGUGUGAGAGGAGGAUGGAAACCGUAUGGAAAAGUUCAUAUGAAAUGCUAGCUUGUGAAGGAUAUUUUUGUAACAACUCAUAACUCAAUAUUCAUGUUUGUUCUGUCAGCACUGUGUAUUCAGCAGCAGAGAUGAGUAAUCUGGCAAACGAGAGUAAAAGGUCAGACCGUAUAUAAUUUGUCCCAGACAUCCAGAAAAAGAGACAGUAUUCAUCUAAAGCAGGGAAUACAUAUUCGUCUACACCAGGUGGAUAUCUAAUUAUGGAAAUAGCCAUUAAAGUGGAACCGAUACAGAACUUGGUAAUUACUUUUACUUCAUGAAGCCAUGCACUGCCACAUCUCUCAAGCUGAUGCACAGGAAAGAAAAGUCACUACACUGAAGAAAUACAGUAUGUCACAUUAUAUAUAUAUAAUUAUAUUUAUUAUAUUAUUACAUUAUAAUAAUAUAAUAUAUAUAUUAUAUAUUUAUUCCAUUAUAUUUAUACAGCUUGUGUUUGGUUUGAAAUCUCUGUUGUUAUCUAUGUAAAUUAUGUUGUAUUUAUUUUGUAUCAAACGUGUUUGGUAUGCUGCUGCUGCAUAUGUGAAAUAUGAAAAUGUGAUGUAUCAAGUGUUUGCACUGUGAAGACAGAAGAAUGACAUUUUGUAUCGGGGAGCAUUUUAUAGGGUGGGGGAAAAUAAAAAUUAUAUUUUAAAUA